Messenger RNA from Lutzomyia longipalpis, 1023 nucleotides. RefSeq names its product negative elongation factor E (gene Nelf-E). The record is from RefSeq and is a predicted model, not a curated record. Lineage: Eukaryota; Metazoa; Arthropoda; Insecta; Diptera; Psychodidae. The transcript has 2 exons. Gene Ontology annotation, cellular component: NELF complex. The coding region runs from base 85 to 951 and encodes 288 amino acids. Gene Ontology annotation, molecular function: RNA binding. Gene Ontology annotation, biological process: negative regulation of transcription elongation by RNA polymerase II.
CUCACUUUAUUGUUUAUUGAGAAGAAAAAUAAACAUUUUGACGAUUUUCGGUGAGUUUUCUUUGAUUUUCUCAAGGAAAUCAUCAUGGUUUACAUCCAUUUCCCAUCAAAUCUGACCGAGGAGGAGCUAAUGCUGCAGACAAAGUAUCAAAAGUUGAAGAAAAAGAAAAAAGCCCUCCAGGCUCUGAAGACGCCAAAACAGGAGCCUGAAAAGCCCCUGAUCCCCAAGAGACCAGCUGAUGCGAGAGAUGCCCGUGAAGUGGCGAGGAAGCUGAUCAAAAGCGGAGCAAUCCAGGCAAUUCAGAAGCCACAGAGCAAACAAGAUCAGGUCUCAUUCAAGCGUCCCAAGGGGCAGGAGAGGAAGCGUGUUCUGCCCGAAAGUCCUGCCACUGUUGCCACCUAUCAACCCUUCUCAGCAACACAAGCCACGGCAGAAGCUGGAGCACCCACAGGGGCGCCAAUUGAUCCGGAAAAGGAAGUUGCCGGGCGUGUGCAGAAUCUCUACCAGCAGCUAGCCACGGAGAGGGACCGCGAGGAGCGUGGGCUGUUGGAUAAGAAGGCCGUGGAGGCACCAGUAUUGCGUCCCGAUAAACCACGUACCGGCAAUACGAUCUACGUGUCCGGGAAUAAGGUCACCGAGGACUUCCUGAGGAAGCACUUUGCGUCCUUUGGGACAAUUGUCAAUGUCUCAAUGGAGAUUGAGAAGGGACGGGGAUUCAUAACGUUCUCAAAGGCAGAAUCCGCUGAGAAAGCCAUUCACGACAUGCACGGAAAGCCAGCUUCGGGGAUUCAACUUCAGGUGCAGCUGGCGAGGAGACAGCCACAAAUUGAGCCCAUCAAUGAUGCCUCAUCGUCAGCGGUGUGGUCCACUCUGGCGGCUAGCCACUCACAGAAGGGCAGUCUCAAGGAUAAGCGUGAAAUGGUCCACUAUGACGACAUGUUCUCCUCAUAAACGUCCGAAAAUGACUCCAAAAUUGCCCCAAAAUGUCCCCAAAAUUACACAAAUAAAACUUCUCUAAAUAAA